Messenger RNA from Exophiala xenobiotica, 342 nucleotides. RefSeq lists its product as uncharacterized. The record is from RefSeq and is a predicted model, not a curated record. The transcript has a single exon. Bases 1 to 342 code for a protein of 113 amino acids. Lineage: Eukaryota; Fungi; Ascomycota; Eurotiomycetes; Chaetothyriales; Herpotrichiellaceae.
AUGGACGCUAAAGGACUCCCGAUUGUCCACAGAUUCGUGACGGACCACAACAGCGAUGUCAAAGCAGUCUUCAAUAAGGCCUUCGAUGAGCCUUUGGGGUGGCAAGUCAUAGGCAACAAAGCAGAGUUUGCAUUUUCUUAUGCGACCAAUAAAUAUCCUGUCGACCUGAACGACGACAAAGACAUCGAUACCUACAAAAAAUAUCAACAAGAUCUCCUUGGUCUGACUAUUCCCGGUGGCACGGUCUUGCGUUAUGUCGACAUGCCCCCCGGGUCAACGUCACCUAUGCACCGUACUGUGAGUCUCGACUACGGAGUCGUUCUCGAAGGGACUGUGGAAUGA